AGGUGCCAAUCAUACUUAGCAAAGCAGGAUAAAAGAGCUGUUCUCCCGAACACAUUGAAUGAGACGGCAUCCGCAUCCAAGGAACUGCAAGGCUUUCAGGAUGAUGCCUCCAGCUGUGGUGUUUGUCUUGCUGUCAGUUCUAGUAGAGAUAAGCGUCUGUUCUGGUAAAAAUAUUGCUAGAGGUGGACAAGUGACUCAGUCUUCAAACUAUGGCAGUGCUUGGGCGCAAAAGGCCAUUGAUGGAAAUCGUGCAAGCAUCUGGGGAAAGGGAUCCUGUACCCACACAUUCAAUGAUAUGAAUCCAUGGUGGAGACUUGACCUCCCGGACAUAUAUAAAAUCAACACCGUUACCAUCACCAACAGGCGAGAUUGUUGCCACCAAAGGAUCAAUGGAGCUGAGAUCCGCGUUGGAAAUUCUCUUGAUGGCAAUGGCAACACUAAUCCGAGAUGUGCUGUAAUCUCCUCCAUCCCAGCUGGGACUUCCAAGACCUUCGUGUGCAAUGGAAUGGAAGGGCGUUACAUUAACAUUGUGAUUCCUGGAAGAAGAGAAUACCUGACUCUGUGUGAGGUGGAAGUUGAUGGUGAACUUUCAGCUAAAAAUAUUGCUAGAGGUGGACAAGUGGCUCAGUCUUCAAACUAUGACAGUGCUUGGGCGCAAAGGGCCAUUGAUGGAAAUCGUGCAAGCAUCUGGGGACAGGGAUCCUGUACCCACACACUCAAAGAUGUGAAUCCAUGGUGGAGACUUGACCUCCUGAAAACAUAUAAAAUCAACAUGGUCAUGAUCACCAACAGGCGAGAUUGUUGUCACCAAAGGAUCAAUGGAGCCGAGAUCCGCAUUGGGAAUUCUCUUGACGGCAAUGGCAAUGCUAAUCAGAGAUGCGCUGUGAUCUCAUCUAUCGCAGCUGGCGCCUCGCAAACCUUUGAGUGUAAUGGGAUGGAAGGCCGUUACAUUAACAUUGUGAUUCCUGGAAGAAGAGAAUUCCUGACGCUGUGUGAGGUGGAGGUGUUCGGCGCAGAGUCUGUUCCUUCCACUGAAUUUGACUGCAAUUAACUUUUGUCACACUCCUUUACUCUUGUUCACUUAAACCUGCAGUCAACUUAUGUAUGCAUGUUUCUAUAUUUACACAGUGUGAAACUAUAAUUAUACACUCAAAUUCAAAGCAAAUAACUUUAAUUCUACAAUGAUUCUACACUGAUUAAUGGAAAUGGUACUGGACUGUUUCAACAAGAAUUCCAUAAUCAAUAUGAAAUACUGUCUUUAGGUUUUAGUUGUACUUUUGCUGUCAUCUGUUGAAAUUAUUAAAUAAAUCAAUUGAUGAUCUCUGCUUCUACCAUA
Messenger RNA from Mugil cephalus (flathead mullet), 1336 nucleotides. RefSeq lists its product as uncharacterized. The record is from RefSeq and is a predicted model, not a curated record. The coding region runs from base 59 to 1051 and encodes 330 amino acids. The transcript is spliced from 6 exons. NCBI's taxonomy places the organism in Eukaryota, Metazoa, Chordata, Actinopteri, Mugiliformes, Mugilidae.